GCUGCGGGGCACGAAUACCCAAGAGUCCACGAGCUCCACAGCUCCUCGCCUCCGCUGGGAAAACCAAGGAACCAUAGAGACGUGGCCUCCUAGAGAGCCAAGGAUGGGGCGUGGGGUGAGGAGCCGGAAGUCGCGGUACCUGCAGGUCAGCCAUUAUUCUGGGCCUCGGCUGCCGUAGUGUCCUGUGCCCGUGUCAUCUCCUGGCGUCCGGGCGCCAAGGCGACGGUACCCAAAGCCGGAGCCGCCGCGGGACCCCCCGAUGAUGUUCUCCAAGCUCUAAGGAAGAAGUCAAGCAAGGAUUGAGGGGGCCUGGAGGAGAAGCCUUUCUUAAAUGACGACAAUGACAAGAGAAAAUUGGGCCCACAGUGCUCUGAGACAAGAGGGUCUGGUUAAAGGGAAGGAUGAUACCUGGAAGUGGGGAACCAGCUUCCAAGGGAGCAGCUCCUCUGUUUGGGAGACCUCCCACCAGCACUUUAGACAGUUACGUUACCAUGAGACAUCUGGACCCCAGGAGGCGCUGAGCCGGCUCCGGGAGCUCUGUCGCCGGUGGCUGAGGCCAGAAGCACGCACCAAGGCCCAGAUCUUGGAGCUGCUGGUGCUGGAACAAUUCCUGAGCAUCCUGCCUGGGGAGAUUCGGACCUGGGUGCAGAUCCAUCGCCCCGGAAGUGGUGAGGAGGCCGUGGCCCUGGUAGAGGAGCUGCAGAGAGACCUGGACAGACCGGCACUAAAAGUUCCGGUCCUUGCCCAGGACCCUGUCCAGGAGGAGCUGAGCACUCGAGGAACGGCGCUUCCUCAGGCACCCACUGGGAGCCACAUACCAGCUGAAAGGUGCCCCCAUCCUCUUACUGACCCCGUGGUGUUCAGCCUCCAGGACCCUCACCAUGGUUCUCCUGCCCCGGAAGCUUCCGCCCUUUCCCAGGAAGAGAACCCAAGAAAUCAAUUAAUGGCACUCAUGCUCCUAACAGCCCAGCCCCAGGAGCUGGUGAUGUUUGAGGAGGUAUCAGUAUGCUUCACUUCAGAGGAAUGGGCAUGUCUGGGCCCAAUUCAGAGGGCCUUGUACUGGGAUGUGAUGCUGGAGAAUUACGGAAAUGUCACCUCUCUAGAAUGGGAGACCAUGACUGAGAAUGUGGAGGUGACAUCAAAGUCAAGCAUAUCUCAAAGAGCAGAUUCUCAGAAAGGAACAUCAAAAAGACUUCAAGGAGGUAUUCCCCAGGUGCUUGACUUUGAGAAAGAGCAUGAAUGGCAAGUUUUGGCAACUCAGUGGGGAAAUGAAGCGAGGGAAAGAGAGGCCCUGAAGAAAGGUUCCCUCCAUGAACGAGACAGGAAGAAAAGAACUCCACCAGAAAAACGAGGCCAAAAAGGGAAGGAAGUUGGAGAAGGCUUGACUUUAGGUUCAUCUCUUUCUGAAAGUUUAAUGGGUACUGAAGGAAAGAAGUUUUAUAAAUGUGAUAUAUGUUGUAAACAUUUCAAUAAAAUCUCCCAUCUUAUAAAUCAUCGGAGAAUCCACACCGGUGAGAAACCUCAUAAAUGUAAGGAGUGUGGAAAAGGCUUUAUUCAGCGUUCAAGUCUUCUAAUGCACUUACGGAACCAUUCUGGGGAGAAACCUUAUAAAUGUAACGAAUGCGGGAAAGCCUUCUCUCAAAGUGCUUACCUUCUAAACCAUCAGAGAAUCCACACUGGGGAGAAACCUUAUAAAUGUAAGGAGUGUGGAAAGGGCUUCUAUAGGCACUCAGGCCUUAUUAUCCAUCUAAGGCGCCACUCUGGGGAGAGACCUUAUAAAUGUAAUGAAUGUGGGAAAGUUUUCUCUCAGAAUGCUUACCUCAUUGACCAUCAGAGGCUCCACAAAGGGGAAGAACCUUAUAAAUGUAACAAGUGUCAGAAAGCUUUCAUCCUGAAGAAGAGCCUCAUUCUGCACCAGAGAAUCCACUCUGGGGAAAAGCCCUAUAAAUGUGAGGAAUGUGGGAAAACCUUUGCUCAGACCACUUACCUUGCUGACCACCAGCGACUCCACAGUUCAGAGAACCCAUACAAAUGUAAAGAAUGUGGGAAAGUUUUCAUUCGAAGCAAAAGCCUCCUCUUACACCAGAGAGUACACACAGAAAAGAAGACCUUUGGUUGUAAAAAAUGUGGGAAGAUUUUCAAUUCUAAGUCAAACCUCAUCGACCAUAAGAGGAUGCAUAGCAGGGAGAAGCCUUAUAAAUGCACUGAAUGUGGGAAAGCCUUCACUCAGAGUGCUUAUCUUUUUGACCAUCAGAGACUCCACAAUGGGGAAAAGCCCUAUGAAUGUAAUGAGUGUGGGAAAGUUUUCAUUCUGAAGAAAAGCCUCAUUUUACAUCAGAGGUUCCACACUGGAGAGAAUCUCUAUGAAUGUAAAGAUUGUGGCAAAGUUUUUGGUUCUAACAGAAAUCUCAUUGACCACGAGAGACUCCACAAUGGGGAGAAGCCCUAUGAAUGUCGUGAGUGUGGGAAAACUUUCAUUAUGAGCAAGAGUUUCAUGGUCCAUCAGAAACUUCACACACAGGAAAAAGCCUACAAAUGUGAGGACUGUGGCAAGGCUUUCAGUUAUAAUUCAAGCCUGCUGGUACAUCGGAGAAUCCACACCGGGGAAAAGCCCUUUGAAUGCGGUGAGUGUGGAAGAGCUUUCAGUUCUAACAGAAACCUCAUUGAACAUAAGAGAAUCCACAGUGGCGAGAAACCCUAUGAGUGUAAUGAGUGUGGUAAAUGCUUCAUUCUGAAGAAAAGCCUCAUUGGACAUCAGAGGAUUCACACAAGGGAAAAAUCUUAUAAAUGCAGUGACUGUGGGAAAGUCUUCAGUUACCGCUCAAACCUUAUAGCCCAUCAGAGAAUCCACACUGGUGAGAAGCCCUAUGCUUGUAACGAAUGUGGGAAAGGCUUCACUUAUAACAGGAACCUCAUUGAACAUCAAAGAAUUCACAGUGGGGAAAAAACCUACGAAUGUCAUAUUUGUAGAAAAGUCCUCACCUCUAGUAGAAAUCUUAUGGUACAUCAGAGAAUCCACACUGGAGAGAAACCUUAUAAAUGUAAUGAGUGUGGAAAAGACUUUAGUCAGAAUAAAAACCUUGUUGUACAUCAGAGAAUGCACACUGGGGAAAAACCAUAUGAGUGUGACAAGUGUAGAAAGUCUUUUACUUCUAAGAGGAAUUUAGUUGGCCACCAGAGAAUCCACACAGGGGAGAAACCAUAUGGCUGUAAUGAUUGUAGUAAAGUUUUUAGUCAGAGCGCAAACCUCGUGGUGCAUCAGCGGAUCCACACCGGGGAGAAGCCCUUCGAGUGCCGUGAGUGUGGGAAGGCCUUCAUUCAGAGCGCAAACCUCGUGGUGCAUCAGCGGAUCCACACUGGCCAGAAGCCCUAUGUUUGUUCAAAAUGUGGGAAAGCCUUCACUCAGAGUUCAAAUCUGACCGUCCAUCAAAAAAUCCACUCCUUAGAGAAAACCUUUAAGUGCAGUGAAUGUGAGAAAGCCUUCAGUUACAGCUCACAGCUUGCCCGGCACCAGAAAGUGCACAUCACAGAGAAAUGCUACGAAUGUAACGAGUGUGGGAAGACCUUUACCCGGAGCUCAAACCUCAUUGUGCACCAGCGGAUCCACACCGGGGAGAAGCCGUUCGCCUGUAACGACUGUGGCAAAGCCUUCACCCAGAGCGCAAACCUGAUUGUGCAUCAGCGAAGCCAUACUGGUGAGAAGCCAUAUGAGUGUAAAGAGUGUGGGAAGGCCUUCAGCUGUUUUUCACACCUCAUCGUGCACCAGAGAAUUCACACUGCCGAGAAGCCGUACGACUGCAGCGAGUGUGGGAAAGCCUUCAGCCAGCUCUCCUGCCUUAUUGUGCACCAGAGGAUUCACAGCGGGGAUCUCCCUUACGUGUGUAAUGAGUGUGGGAAGGCCUUCACCUGCAGCUCGUACCUGCUCAUUCAUCAGCGAAUCCAUAAUGGGGAGAAACCUUACACAUGCAGUGAGUGUGGCAAGGCCUUCAGGCAGAGGUCGAGCCUCACGGUGCACCAGAGAACUCACACUGGGGAGAAGCCCUACGAGUGUGAGCGGUGUGGGGCUGCUUUCAUUUCUAACUCGCACCUCAUGCGCCACCACCGGACCCACCUUGUUGAGUGACACGCCGAGGAAGAGGAAGGCCUCCAGGCGUUGGCCGUGCCUGCUGCCCCUCUAAUGUAGACCUCUUUGCUUCCUCCUUUGUAAGAGUGAGGCCUCCUAUGUCCUUAAAAAUAACGGUUUUCAGGAGUGCAGCACAAAACACAAGCGUUUCAGAGGCUAAUUUAAAGAAAAUGAAAACUAAGCACCUAAAAGCAAGGACUUUGUUUUUAGCUCGACCCUAAGUGGUCACGCUGUCUGAUAUAGAAUGUGGCUUUCUUAGAAAUGGGUCAUACAAAGCUAAGUGAUAAAGGUCCCAUUUGGGGAAAGGUAUUUUUAAACUAAAUUUUGUUUUUUAAAAAGUAAUUUCUUGAGCAGCAGGCAGGUUACUGGUAUAGUUCUGCCUGAUGAAAUUCGGGAGCUUUGAACCCUGUGUCCUAGUAUUUUGGGGUAAGCAGUGACUAGUAAAGGAAACCACUCGAGGUAGCAAUUCCCCAGCAACUCACCUAUGAACAGUUAUAAGCUUUCCAUUACAUAGCUCAUUUAAAAAGUAUUUUGUUAAACCUGUCAACCAUUUACUGCUCCUAAAAUGGACAGAAGUAGGAAACAACUGUCUCCUUUAUUGUCUAUACCUCAUGAACCUUGGUAUGGGACAGCCCUGGGAACCUCUGACGAGCCCCUUGCGACCAUUCCCCAGUCUACAUGGCCAGGCACUUGAGGACUAAUGGAGACCACACCCUCGGGCCGCAAAUGCUGCUGGGCUGUGUUCAUUUGCUGAGAUCACCAACGUAAGCCCCAGUUCCCACUGCAUUCCAUUUGCGUGAGGUGCCCCUAACAGCCCCCUUCCCAGAUAGAGGAGUCAAAGAAUACAGCUUGCCUACAGGCCUGCCCACGUUCUCUUGGCUUUCAUUCUGCCUGGGCCCAGCCAGUGGGCUCAUUUAGGUGUCAUUCUCACUUUCUGGAAGGUCUUUAGAAGACAGAAUGGAGCCCUUCUCAUUCUGAGAGGACCAAAGAGGGAAAGGAAGGGAGAGGGAAGAGGCAGAGUGGGAUUCCUAAGGUCUUAAUUUGUUCUUUUGAGAAAUUCAAAGGUGUUGGAAUAUGAAAACUUUUAGAAGGAUGAAGAAACUGGCUAAGGUAAGAUACGUUUGUUACCAUUGAGCCUUUACUCCUGGAAAAUUAUUUAUAAAACUAUGCAAUAGGUAGAGCUAUGUAAUAAUAUUGCCUUGUAUUUAUAGAGAACUUUAUUCUUUGUGUACCUGCCUGUAUGGAAUCAUGACACCCAGUACUUAACUCAUACUUCCACAUAGAUCGUUACCUGAAUCUUUAUAACAUCGAAAGAGGUGUUUGCCGCAUUUACCUGAGAGGGGUCAUUUAAAGCAAGGCCGUGUAACAAGCGACAGCCUGUAUUUAAAUCCAAGACCUAAAUCCAGAUUCUCUUCUUUCUGCCAUGCUGCUUGUCUAACCACCUGUAAUCCCCACCCAGAUCUGUGGAGAGCCUGACAUGGGGUAUGUGCUCUCAUUUUCAGGUAUGGAAGCUGAGAUGACAGAUUUUGGGGUGUGCCUUAGGCAGUGUGACCAGCAAGCAGCAAAUCUGAGACUGGAAUUUAAGUCUGAUUUCUGGGUCUGUCCACCACCACCCCCUCAGCACGCAAGAGCUUUUAUCAUAAAUGCCAUAUGUGGUGAAGCGCAGUUUGGUGCGACUCAUGCAGAAGUCCCAUGCUUUAUCGUCUCAUGUCUACAAGAUUAAAUAUUAAUCAGCAUAGUGUUUUGUAGUUUACAGAGCGCUUUCACAUGCAGAAGGCAUACACAAGAAAGCUUACUAAUUCCCUCUUUUUUCCCUUCAACUGUAGUCUUUCAUCAAAGCAUGUGCAACUUCUUUUUGCAGUUUCACUCUAAAUCGUAAGGACACAAACACAAGAAAUCAAUUGGAUUCAAAAGUAAGAAUCAAAAAUGCUCUGCCCUCACUCACCCAACAGUGACUCUUCCUGUCCCCCCGUCUGGGGGUGGAGAGACCCAGAGAUAACACCGCGUCUCUGCUGAGAGUAGGAACAAGUUAGGGGUUUCCUCCUGCAUGAUCAGGAAGCUCAAGAGAGCGGGAGAGCAGGUCUGAAGAUUUGGGAAAAAUCUGUGACCUUGACCACGAGGCCAGCUGUGUAUGUUUCUGAAAGCUACCGGCUGAGAUUUAUGAGCAUUAAGACAGUUAAACUGUUUUAGCUUCACGUCGUAUAUUCAUCCUCAGGGUUGAAUAUUCAGUCACGGAUGGUUGUAAUUUCCUGGCUAAAGACUCAUUCAUAGGUAGUUCAGAAAAACUACCCCGGUGAUUGUGAUGGAAAGCUAGGCUGGGAAUCAGUGACCUAACCUUGCAGGAAAGCUGUGGUUUUCAACCUUGGCUGCAUGUCAGAAUCACCUAGGGCUGUUUAAAAGUUUUUUUUAUUCCCCAGGCCUCAGUAUUUUUAAAACUCUGGAGGGGAUCCGAUGUGCAACCAAGGUAAUGAGCCCCUGCAGUGAAAUAAAGCCUGUGAAGCAAGAAUAUGUGUGACCAGAGGGGGAGGGCGAGUAUAAGGGUCUUCAUAUGCAGUGUUCUCUGUGGUCCCAGCAAAACAGGACGCUCUCUAUGGUGGCUGCUCUGGGGGGUCCUGUGCCUCUGCCAAGCCUUGGCUGUUAAGAUUCUGUGACCUAACUUAUUUUAUUUGUAUUUUAAGUGACUGUAUCAAAUAUUUAUAUGAGCAAACCGUUUUACAUAGCCUGCAUUUAUGUUCCUCAUUCAGCAAAGUGACUUUGCAUUUCUGCUUGUGUUUCAUCUCCAGAUCUGGGAUUCCACAAACCUGCACCCAGGGACAGGACCCCGGUCCUGCACAAAGCAUGUGAGCCUAGUGGAUUCCUAGAUCCAAUCCUUACCCAACUAAUGACUUUCCCUCCCAGUCCAAUUCCAGCCCUCACAAUGAAUUACCACCCACAAGUGACUACCCCUUGUUGUGAGAGUUGGCUUUGGUUCUCCUUUUCCUUGGGGUCAUCUCACUUUUCCUUUGGCUGGUCUUGCUAGAAGUGGAUGGGAACUUUGAGGCCCAUUUUCAUAAGUUGCCAAGAGCUGUCAGACAGGCCAGGCCUGGUGAUGGGCAAUAAGGGUAGAGCCACGAAGCCUGUCCUCACCCUCAGGUGAGACCAGCAGAUGUUUAUUAAGUGGAGCUCAGUGAUGCGAAAGUGAUAAUGAAGUCAUGUGUGUGCUUUGGGAGCAGCGGCAGAACACACACACACCCCGUUCUCAAACACAAUUGCCAUGAAUCCUCCAGGCUCAGGAAGAGGUGUCUUUGGGCAAAGCUCAUAUUCCCUCUGUCUUCUGGCCCUCUCUUCUUGCUUAGGCGGUUGUCCUCGUCCCACAUCUGUCACUUCUUCACUUGCUUCUCCAUCCAUGUGCCUAACUUUUCUGGGGUCCCAGCCCCUUUGAGAAUCUGAUGGAGGCUGUGGAGCCUCUCCUGGAGAAACGCAGAUUGCAUAUUCAGUUUCGUGCUCAUUUGUAGGGACAUACACCUCCCUGAGGCCAACCCAUGGAUCGUCUAGGGCCUAAAGUCUCACCUGGAGAUGCGCUAUUCAUCACCAGUGACAUUUAAAAAAACGAGGUGAGACUACGAGUCUAAGAUGUUGCCCAGACACAUACCUUUUUCAACCUUGCUUCUGCUGCUUCCCCUCCCUCAGCAAAUUGUGGCAUCUGGCACCCAGACUGGAAACCCAGGAGGUAGUCCUGGCCUCUUAUACGUUCAUUAUGAAAAUAUUUAUUAGGCACUGUCUUCGUGGCAUGCAUGGUGCUAGAUCCUGGGUGCGAGCAAACAAGCUCUGCCAACCCUCUUCUAAUGGCUUGUAUGGGAAAUGUCUGGAUCCCUUAACAUCAUUUACUAAGCUUGUCAUAGUCGUUGCAACCUCCUCUUCACUUCCUCUGCACCUUUGGCUGCAGCCUCAAGGCACCUGCUUGCUCUUCCGUGUGCCUUCACCCCCCCACACCCCCGUCUUAGGGGCCUGUAGUCACUCCCCACCCAGCCCCGCCUACUUAGCCUAACCUUAGGUUUCUUGUAAGAUUUGGUUCAAGCCCCAUCCCUGGGAAACCUCUGACUGCCCUGUGGCCGACAGCAUAUUUAGAAGUAUAUUUAGAAGCCUAGAAGAGCACGACAUGUGUAUCCAGUUUUACUUUAUGCUGUAAAGUGAAAAAAAUCUGGAUUCAAAAUUGUGUAUAUAGUACAGUUAUCAUGUUGUUGUUACAUAUACUAUAUACUAUUAAAAAGUAUCUAGAUAAAUCACCUGAAGGAAAUAUAAGGAAGUGGUUAAGUGACUUGUUCACUAGAUGGUAAAUUGCAGAGCUUAGGCUCAAAUCCAGGUCCUAUGGAUAAUAGAAUUAUGGGUGGUUAAAAGAGUUUUGGUGUUUUUUUUUUUAGUAAUUAUCAUAUUUCCUAUAAGGAGCAAAAAUUUUAUAAUCAGGAAAAAAAUAAAUUAUUUAUUAUAUUGACAUACUUAGUUUUUAUUGUAUUAACUAUAAACAGUAUCCCAGUUCUUCCUUUUGUAAGAUGUAGGGUGCACCCUGCCCUUUCUCCUUCCUUUUUCCACAUCUCUGCCUCUGACAAUGUCAAGUCUGAUCAUUCUUGAAUUCUGUUCUGUAACCAUAGUUGGUCUUUUAUGCCUUGUUUAUUGAUUAGUUCUAAAAGUUGAAAAUAAACAGCGUGACUAUCGUUAUGACCGAGUAAAUGUUGUUCACUGCAGAUCUGAGCAGCUUAUUGUGAUUAUGUUUC
Hipposideros armiger (great roundleaf bat) is the source of this 8874-nucleotide messenger RNA. RefSeq names its product zinc finger protein 197. The transcript is spliced from 7 exons. Gene Ontology annotation, biological process: regulation of DNA-templated transcription. The coding region runs from base 332 to 4123 and encodes 1263 amino acids. Lineage: Eukaryota; Metazoa; Chordata; Mammalia; Chiroptera; Hipposideridae. The record is from RefSeq and is a predicted model, not a curated record.